This is a messenger RNA of Culicoides brevitarsis, 3579 nucleotides long. RefSeq names its product dihydropyrimidine dehydrogenase [NADP(+)] (gene su(r)). Gene Ontology annotation, biological process: 'de novo' pyrimidine nucleobase biosynthetic process; uracil catabolic process; thymine catabolic process. NCBI's taxonomy places the organism in Eukaryota, Metazoa, Arthropoda, Insecta, Diptera, Ceratopogonidae. Gene Ontology annotation, molecular function: dihydropyrimidine dehydrogenase (NADP+) activity; iron-sulfur cluster binding; uracil binding. The record is from RefSeq and is a predicted model, not a curated record. Bases 355 to 3471 code for a protein of 1038 amino acids. Gene Ontology annotation, cellular component: cytosol; cytoplasm. The transcript is spliced from 8 exons.
GUUCGGACGUGAAAUACGUUUAAUACGAUUGGUAACGUAAAACUCUAAUUUUGAUAUCAAUUUUACAAAAAAAAAUAAAAUAAAAAAAAAAAUUUUAAAAGAAAAAUAAAGAAAAAUAUCGAUUUACAAGGGAAAAAAAUUAAGUUCCCAAAGUUUGAACAAAGAAUUUCACUGAAAUCAAAAGUGAUACGCAGCAAAAAAGAAACUUCCUCAACUGAAUAAACAACAAAGAAGUGCAGAGCAAAUAGCCAACAGGCAAAACUUUUAUUACAGAAAGCCACAAAGUGAAUAUUUGUGUUGCCGACAAUUAAGAGGAUAGUUUUACACAAUUAGACCGAGGAUAAAUACGUGAAAAUGACUUCAACUGUGAAACUCAGCAAGGAUUUGCCGGAUAUUGAGAAUUUAUUGGCAUUAAACCCCCGAGUAGCUACAAAAUGUUCCGUUGUGCCCACAACUACCACGAAAAAGGUCAAACAACAUUGGAAACGCAACGGAAGUAAAUCAUGCUCCUCAUGUCCCUCGCUUACUAACGAUUUUUCCGACAUAAAGCACACCACGUUGUCAGAACGCGGUGCCUUGCGCGAAGCCGCACGUUGUUUAAAAUGUGCCGAUGCUCCAUGCCAGAAGUCUUGCCCAACGCAACUCGAUAUCAAGGCGUUCAUCACGUCAAUCGCCAACAAAAACUACUACGGAGCGGCAAAAGCAAUUUUCAGCGAUAAUCCGCUCGGCUUGACAUGCGGCAUGGUUUGUCCCGUGAGCGAUUUGUGCGUUGGCGGAUGCAAUUUGCAGGCAACCGAAGAAGGACCCAUCAACAUUGGGGGCUUGCAACAUUACGCAACUGACGUCUUCAAGCGCAUGGGACUCAAGCAAAUUCUGUCGCCGGAUUUGAAGCCUUUGAAAAAUCCCAAUGCGAAAAUUCGUCUUUUGGGUGGCGGACCAACAUCGCUUUCGUGCGCGACUUUCCUCGGACGUCUUGGAUACAAAAAUAUCGUCGUGUAUGAACGUCGUCCGUACUUGGGAGGCUUAAGUGCUUCGGAAAUUCCGCAAUAUCGGCUGCCCAUUGACGUGGUUGACUUUGAAAUUAGUCUCGUGAAGGAUUUGGGCGUGAAAUUCGAGACGGGACGAAGUCUCUCGACGAAAGAUAUUACGGUGAAAAAAUUGCUGGAAGAGAAAACGGAUGCAAUUUACUUGGGUAUCGGAUUGCCACAAGCGAAAGUUGAUAAAGUGUUCGAGGGACUUACCGUCGCGAAUGGUUUUUACACGUCGAAGGACUUUUUGCCGCUCGUUGCGGAUGGCAGCAAGCCCGGCGUUUGUGCUUGCAAGACUCCAACGUUGCCCACAUUGACAGGAAAUGUCAUCGUGUUGGGAGCAGGAGACACAGCUUUUGAUUGUGCGACAUCGGCGUUGCGUUGCGGGGCGAAAAAAGUCUUUGUUGUCUUCCGAAAGGGCAGUUCUAACAUCAGAGCGGUGCCAGAAGAGGUCGAACUUGCACGCGAAGAAAAAUGCGAAUUCAUUCCUUACAUGUCGCCCGCUCAAGUCAUCGUUCGUGAUGGAAAAAUCUGCGCUGCCGAAUUCUAUCGCACCGAACAAAAUGAAAAAGACGAAUGGAUUGUCGACAAAGAUCAAAUUGUUCGUUUAAAAGCCAAUUACGUCAUCUCCGCCUUUGGUUCGGGACUCCAAGAUCCAGACAUGCUUGAGGCUCUUUCUCCCGUUCCGCUGAACAAAUGGAACCUCCCGAUCGUGAAUUCGUCGACGCACCAAACUGAGAUCCCAAAUAUUUUCUGCGGCGGUGACUUGGCUGGUAAUGCCGAGACUACCGUUGAGUCCGUUAACGAUGGAAAAGUCGCUGCUUGGUACAUGCAUUGCUAUCUCGAGGGUUUGUCAUUCGAUACGCCGCCCGAACUUCCUUUGUUCCACACGGAAAUCGAUAAUGUUGAUCUCUCGGUGGAAGUUUGCGGUGUCAAAUUCGAAAAUCCAUUCGGUUUGGCAAGUGCCCCGCCUACAACGUCAACCGCUAUGAUUCGACGUGCCUUCGAGCAAGGUUGGGGAUUUGCUGUGACGAAGACGUUCAGCUUGGAAAAGGAUAUUGUGACGAAUGUGUCGCCUCGUAUUGUUCGUGGAACGACUGCUGGGCACAAUUAUGGACCGCAACAAGGCUCUUUCUUGAAUAUUGAGCUCAUUUCGGAGAAAUGCACGGAAUAUUGGUUACGCGGAGUGACGGAGCUCGUACGUGACUUCCCGACAAAAGUCGUAAUUGCCAGUAUCAUGUGCGGAUAUGACAAAGAUGAUUGGACAAAGCUUGCAAAAAUGGCAGAAGCAGCGGGCGCACACAUGCUCGAACUGAAUUUGUCGUGUCCUCAUGGGAUGGGCGAACGUGGCAUGGGAUUAGCAUGCGGGCAACAACCAGAUUUGGUCUAUAACAUCUCUCUGUGGGUGCGAGAAGCUGUCAAAAUCCCCUUUUUCGUCAAAUUAACGCCAAAUAUCACGGAUAUCGUGGAUAUUGCUGAUGCUGCAUUCCGCGGAAAGGCCGAUGGAGUCUCUGCCAUUAACACUGUCUCGGGUUUAAUGAGCAUUUCGCCGAAAGCUGAGCCCUGGCCUGCCGUUGGAAUUGAAAAACGCACGACAUACGGCGGCGUAAGUGGCAAUGCAACGCGUCCCAUGGCACUUCGAGCUAUUACAGCCAUCGGAAAUCGUUUCCCCAAGUUCCCCAUUAUGGGUACGGGAGGUAUUGAUUCUGCUGAUGCCGCAUUCCAGUACAUCCAAGCAGGAGCUCCGCUUUUGCAAGUUUGCUCCGCUGUGCAAAAUCAGGACUUUAGCGUGGUGCAAGACUACAUCACGGGACUCAAGGCAUUGUUGUAUCUCGAAGCGAAUCCGCCGUCGCAUGAUUGGUUGGGGCAAUCGCCGCCUGUGGGAAAAAUUCAAAAAGGAAAACCUGUGGUGCCGUUACGUGACGAAAAUGGCAAGCCUAUUUUGCAUUUUGGACCGUACGUGAAGGAACGAGAGGAAAAACUCGCUAAAAUGAGACUUGAAAAGGGACCGUUGUGGGAUCCUUUGAAAGACGAAACCUUCGCCAAUGACACAAACGGCACGACAUCGAAUGGCGUGAACGGCAAAUCAAAUAGCAACGUGCCUCGCAUCAGUGACAUCGUUGGACGUGCUCUCCCGCGAGUCGGCAAAUACAACGAUCUCGAUAACAAAAAACAAGUGGUGGCACUGAUUGAUGAUGACCUUUGCAUCAACUGCGGCAAAUGCUACAUGACGUGCAAUGAUAGCGGAUACCAAGCCAUUAGUUUCGACGCCGAGACUCAUAUUCCGCAUGUGGGAGACGAUUGCACGGGUUGCACACUUUGUUUAUCCGUUUGUCCCGUCAUUGACUGCAUAAGUAUGGUGCCAAAGAAGAUUCCGCAUGUCAUCAAGCGUGGUUUGACGAAGGAAGUAUGGAAAGUGCAUGCAUUGAGUCCAUCGCAGUAAAUUUCGAGAAAAUCGAGGAAAAUUUUAUUUUGCAACAAUUUUUAAUAGAAAACUAAUAAAUGUCAGUUUCCAAUAAGUUUUAUUGUUUUUCUCAUAUUUUGAUUCGAC